Messenger RNA from Centropristis striata (black sea bass), 1124 nucleotides. RefSeq names its product vestigial like family member 1 (gene vgll1l). Gene Ontology annotation, cellular component: nucleus. The transcript has 3 exons. NCBI's taxonomy places the organism in Eukaryota, Metazoa, Chordata, Actinopteri, Perciformes, Serranidae. Gene Ontology annotation, biological process: regulation of transcription by RNA polymerase II. The coding region runs from base 1 to 582 and encodes 193 amino acids. The record is from RefSeq and is a predicted model, not a curated record.
AUGGAGGACGGAACAGACAACAUAGCAGUCAAGGUGGAGGAGCACUCUCGGUGUGUCAUCCUGACCUACUUCCAGGGAGACAUCAACAGCAUGGUGGACGCUCACUUCAGCCGAGCUCUCAGCAAAGUCUGCAAGGCCAAGGCACCAGCAAAGACAAAGAAAACCCGUAAAACUAUUAAAAUGGAGGACAGCAGCCCCUGUCAGGGGACACCUGUUGACUGUUACUCAGAGCCGCAGGUCCCUCCUGUAGCAGGAUGUCUCCUGAACUUCAGCCCUGCAGACAACGCUCCUGGCCCCUGGCACUCAUUCACUUCCAGGGCCGGAGAGGGCCCGGGGUUGCCGUCCAUCACCUACUCUCUGUCCCCAGAAGGGUUGAGUCUUACCGGACAGCAAUACGCCACGUCCCUGCUCAACCUACUGCACAGUGACCGAGGGGAGGUGGGACCCAGCAUGGCCUCAAGCUCCAAGCCGGAGCUGCAUCCCAACUGGACAGUGCCUCAAGGAUUUAGAGACUCCGUGGACCCUGGUGUAGGAUUUGAACCUGGACGCCGUCUGGACAAGAAGGACUUGUACUGGUAUUGAGGAGCGAGUGGCCGGAGCAGCAGAGAAAGGGAAUGGCUUUCCACAGCCACAUACCUGUGGCCGCUCGGCUUUCUGUUAAGCUGUCAGAUGUUUUCUCGUCAAACAGGCCUCACUGAGUGUCAUAACACACAGAAGAAGAAGUACUGUGGCGCUUCCAUUCCCUUCUCUCCACUUCUAAGGGAAAUGACCUCAGUGCAUCAGCAUGCACCAACUGGAACAACCUUUGACAGAGAACACUCUCUGACAAACCUGUUCUUCAACUCUGUCUGUCCUCUUGUAAAUUUUUAAAGCACUGUAUUGCUCCCGGUGGAUGAAGGGCAUUUCUCUCAGUAGGCCAACACUUGUAAAUAGACUAGUAUUACAGUAAGUUAAAGUGUGAACAUUUGUGAGUUUAUAAAUAUUGAUGUUAAUAUCUGUCAACAGUUAUCCCAUAUUAGCUUCUAUGUGAAAAACAAAAUAAAUGAAGGAUAGUGAUGUAAAUUACUUGUUUUCUGUAAUAUUAAACUUAUAUCAUGCACUGUACAAAAAUGCAUUCGUAUGCA